GUCAGCAGCAAUCAGCGGUAGCUACAGGCUGUGCGGUCAGUCGGAAGAAAUACGACGAGAUGGUCAUCACCAGGGAAUACCGUGUGGUUUUACCCUGUAGUGUUGAGGAGUAUCAAGUGGGUCAGUUGUUCUCGGUAGCAGAAGCAAGUAAAAAUGAGACAGGCGGUGGUGAGGGGAUUGAGGUACUCAAGAAUGAGCCAUAUGAGAGAGAUGGUGAAAAAGGACAGUAUACACACAAAAUCUACCAUCUGAAAAGUAAAGUUCCAGGGUUUGUUAGGUUGUUGGCACCAGAAGGUGCCUUUGUAUUUCAUGAAAAAGCUUGGAACGCGUACCCCUACUGCAAAACUAGUGAGUCCUGUUUGCAUAGUUGACAUUUCCUUUAUACUUUCCACCAUUUUCUGAAUGAUUAUCUUUACUCACUGUGUUUGAAUAUAUUUCAUAACUAACAUGUUUUUCUUUUGCCUCCUUAUGACUGUGCUUUAUCAGUUGUGACGAAUGAGUAUAUGGAAGACAAUUUCUUCAUCAAGAUUGAGACGUGGCAUAAACCGGACCUUGGAACACAAGAAAAUGUGCACAACGUAGACCGUUCAUCAUGGAAGGAAGUUACGAUUGUGCCUGUUGACAUUGCAGAUAGAAGCCAAGUUUCCUCUGCUGAUUACAAGACAGAUGAGGACCCCGCCAUAUUCAAGUCAGUUAAGACCGGAAGAGGACCACUUGGGCCUCACUGGAAGAAAGAGCUGGUUUCCAAAACUGACUGCCCGAGAAUGUGUGCCUACAAACUGGUCACAGUCAAGUUUAAAUGGUGGGGCCUGCAGGGUAAAGUGGAAAGCUUCAUCCAUGAGCAAGAGAAGAGGAUUUUCACAAACUUCCACCGUCAACUUUUCUGCUGGAUUGACAAGUGGGUGGACCUAACAAUGGAUGAUAUUCGGCGGAUGGAGGCAGAAACCCAGAAGGAGCUGGAUGAGCUCCGCAGCAAAGGUGAAGUAAGAGGAACGAGUGCUGCCGAAGAAUAAAGCAACACAAGUAUUUUAGAUGGCCACAAUGGCGGCUGCUAAUAGGGCUUCUUCUGUGGCACUUUUUACCCUUAUCACUUUCGAGAUGGGGACCUGUAAUCAAUAGAGCAGAUCCCCAUCCUGUACCCAAUCAUAGGCCAUCUAUCAUCUGAGGAUGAGGAAUUGAUUACUAGAAACCACCACCAUCUUCACUGACUUCAUUUAGAUUUCUCUGCCUUCUGGAUGGAUAUGAAAACAAAUGUUUUGAUCAAAAUACAUUUCACAGAAGUAAACUGAUCUGCUAGAACUGCUAUUGGCAGAUGCUGGACCAAAUAUUUUCAUUGUGUUACCUUGGCUCUUUUGGGGUUUUUACCCCCAAAACAUUCCACCUAAGAUGAUGCCAAGUGCUAUCUCACUCACGGUUUUAACUCGACACACUGGCUCAACGCUAUGCAUUCCUCGGUGUUUGUGUGUCAUACUCGUGUUCCUUCCUGUUGCUCCACGGCAACCAUUAAGAGAUUACUAACACCCUUUUCACCUCAGCCCAUUGUAAUCCUUCCAUCAUCAGCCUACCUAACCAAAAGCACUGCAUCUUAUUAACACUGACAAUCAUGCCUGUGCAGGUCUUCAUACUCACUCUAUACACACACACACGCACGCACACAUGCAAAUGACACAUCUAAAACAGGCUUAAACAGACAUGCACACACUCACAGGUGCAAAUACCUUUGCAGUGACUGAACCUCUCAGAAGAACCUGGGCAGAUACUUGCAUGCUUGAUCAGCCAGGCAAUGUUAAUUUGGAUGUUUAUUCCCUUCAUUCCCAUUUCCCCAACACAUUCACGCUUCGCAUACAACGUGGCAUUCACUAUCGUGCUUGUCCUAAGGGGAAUGGUGCUACUCCCCUUAGCUUCCUUUGUCUUGCCCAUCUUACUCAGUCCAUCUUAGCACCUCACCCAGUCCGUCCCAGAAGCCUCAUUCAGCUGGCCGAGCAGACGGUGUCCAAUCAGCCUGGUGUGUUUACCUGAGUGUUUUAUCAAUUUCACCUGCAGCUUGCCUUAACCGCUGAACCUUUCGGACCUAUCAACUACUGUAACGCUGCAACCAAUUGCUCUCUUUAGCUACCUCGCUUGUUCGUGACUGACACCUGAAGGUUAGCACUUGCUGUUGCUGUAGCAGCUACUUGUUGGGAGUCAGUAAUUGCAGGGCUACAUGAUUAUUUGUGCUGUUACUUUUCCUCCAAUGUAAUUUGAUUUCAUGUUACGUGUUUUGUGAAUUACUUCUCUCAAGGGCCACCAACUAUUUGAUGGGCAUGCCAUAUUAAUGAGCCCUGAGUUUCAAUUCCACGCGCACUUUCAGUACAAGGCUGUCAUUUUGAUUCUUUAGUAGUAUUACAUACAUGUGCUGUUCACGCGGUUCACUCCUUUCACAAGUGAUUCUUCUCCACCGUUUAUUUUUGUGUAAUCAUGAGAACCAUAAGACAUUUCUUUUGUAUUUGUCCUACAGAUCCAAAGUGCCAAUUCAAUUGUUUACAUGUAUUCAGCAAUUGUGAUCUGGUAAAAUAGGACAGAGAGUGAACAUUGUAACCUUUCGGAUAUUGUUGGCCCCAUCGAUUUCUUUUUUCCACCUGUGUUAAUUGGUAAUGAAGUAUUAUAUUUUCAGGUGCGAAGUGAUUGUUGGGAUAGCUUGUGCUACAAAUUAAAGGUGAUUUUGUCCUUUAGAUGAUCCAGAAAUGUUUCAGAAAAACCCUCCAUGUAAACUGUACAGAACAUUUACAUGUCUAGAUCGGUGACUCCUGCAUGUCUGACAUAACCCGCUGGCUCAAAAGUAUAUCAACAAUUCAGCUCAACUGUCAGGAUGGAAAUCUGAUCGAGGUGGAAAGAUUGCGUUCUUGCAUCAACUAUACUCUCCUGUCCUGAAUGAUAAAAUCUACAACUGUUAAAGAAUUCAAAACACUUUCCUUUAAAUGUUUUUGAUUUUGAUAAUCAGGGGAACAUUGUAAUGAAUGUAUAAAUGUGCCUUUUCUGCCUUUUAGAUUCUGAAGUGUGACAUUACGUAUACAUAUCUUAUCUAAAUAUUAAAUAAAUUUUGAGAA
Molecule: messenger RNA, 3086 nt
Organism: Dunckerocampus dactyliophorus (ringed pipefish)
Lineage: Eukaryota; Metazoa; Chordata; Actinopteri; Syngnathiformes; Syngnathidae
Product: phosphatidylinositol transfer protein beta isoform-like
Exons: 10
Coding region: 504-1013 (169 amino acids)
Biological process (GO): phospholipid transport
Cellular component (GO): cytoplasm
Molecular function (GO): phosphatidylinositol transfer activity; phosphatidylcholine binding; phosphatidylcholine intramembrane carrier activity
Source: RefSeq, a predicted model, not a curated record